Messenger RNA from Camellia sinensis, 1974 nucleotides. The record is from RefSeq and is a predicted model, not a curated record. Lineage: Eukaryota; Viridiplantae; Streptophyta; Magnoliopsida; Ericales; Theaceae.
AUCCUGGGAUCACUUUAGAGGCAAUGCAUGAUGAAAUGGCAGAAAAUUAUGGAUUGGAGACUACAAGGAUGCAACUGUACAGAGGAAAGAGGAAAGCCAUGGAGGCAAUUGAGGGUAAUUAUGCAGAGGCUUACACCAAACUUCCAAUGUAUGCUGCAGAAGUGUUGAGGACCAAUCCUGGUAGUUUGGUCAAAAUUGAAAGGGAAAGAAAGCCACCAUCUAAGCCAAACUUACCUCCUCCCUUACCAACAUUCAAAAGAAUUUUUCUUUCAUUUGCAGCCAUACAACAUGGCUUUAAAGAAGGUUGCAGACCUUUCAUAGCUGUGGAUGGGUGUCAUUUGAAGGGACCAUUUGGGGGCAUAUUGUUAGCUGCAGUUGGUCUUGAUGGAAAUAAUGGUCUUUAUCCUAUUGCAAUUGGUGUGGUGGAGAGUGAAUGUAAGGAUAGUUGGGCCUUUUUCCUUUACCACUUGAACACCAUUUUUGGUAAUGACCCCCAAAACAUGCCAUUGACAAUCAUGUCUGAUGGUCAAAAGGGCAUUGAGCCAGCCAUGAGACAAGUAAUACCCCAAGCAACACAUAGGAGGUGCUGUAGACACAUUUUCAGCAACUUGAAGGGCAAAUUCCCUGGUUUAAAGAUCAAAAGAGCCUUUUGGGCUGCAGCUAAAGCUUACACUGUCAAGGAUUUUAACAUUGCAAUAGGACAGAUGUUGGAGUUAUCUUCUGAAGCACAUAGCUGGCUUUCUAAAUUUCCAGUUGAAAUAUGGGCAAGACAUACAUUUGAUCAUAGGGUGAAGAGUGAACAUGUUACUAGCAACAUGGUUGAGUCAUUUAAUAAUUGGAUUGGUAAUGUUAGGGGUAAACCUAUCUUGACAUUGUUGGAAAAUAUCAGAUUGAAACUGAUGAACAAGUUACAUAAGAGGUUUGAAGAGGUAGCUUCCUGGCAAUCUUUGGUAACCCCUAACAUUAAGAAGAAAUUGGAGGAAGUGGUUCUUCAAUCUAGACUUUGUAAAGUGAUUUUUGCAGGACAAGAAGAGUAUCAAGUGGCUGAACGUGUGGUGUCUUAUAUUGUAAACCUACAAAGAAGGUCAUGUUGUUGCAGGAUAUGGGACAUAAGUGGAGUCCCUUGCAAGCAUGCAACAGCUUGCAUUACUCAUAAAAGGAUAAACUUAGAGACCUAUUGUGACACAAUGUACUACAAACACAUUUAUUUUAAGGCGUAUGGGGAAAUUAUACAUCCAAUGCAUGAUGAGAGUUUAUGGGGUCCAGUUCUUGGAGAUGAAUUGAAGCCUCCACCUCUUAAGAGGAUGCCUGGAAGACCUAGAAAAAGUAGGAGAAGAGAAGUUAAUGAGGCUGCACCAUCAAAAAGAUCAUGCACUGUGAAGUGCAUCAUUUGCAAAGGGAUUGGGCACAAUAAGAGGACAUGCUAGAGGGCACCUAUUAGGGGUAGGGAAAUGGGAACAAAUGAGUCUGCUCAAAGAGGAAUUGGUACUGUUGUUGAAAGAAGCACUAUUGGAAGGUUCACAGCUACUAAGAGGAGCACUGUUGAUGAUCAAGGACAAGAUGGGGUGCUUCCAACUCAGUGGAGCAUGACUGACUUCAACCAUAGGUGAUGUUUUUGUCAAGGAAUUGCUUUUUGUAUAGGGGAUGCUGGAAGGAACUAAAGACUAGGGUAUACUUUUUUGUGUAAUUAGUGGGUAUACUUUUCUAACAAUGUCUUCAUAUUAGUACAUAUCAGAAGGCAUGCAUCCUUGCUCACCACAGGUUUUUGAAUUAGGUGGGCUACUACUCUUUUAUUAACUUGCAAAGUUUUUGUUGGACAAGAAUUUGUAUCUAAAUAUGUAAUGUAAUUAAGUAAAUAUUUCAGACUUGUAUUUUGGUGGACAUGAAUAUUUCAGACUUGUAAUUAAUUUUGUUGGACAUGAAUAUGUGAUUAAGUUAGUAUUUCAGACUUGUGUAUCUGAAUUUUUAAGUUAA